Messenger RNA from Stylophora pistillata, 2310 nucleotides. RefSeq names its product WD repeat-containing protein 89. The record is from RefSeq and is a predicted model, not a curated record. NCBI's taxonomy places the organism in Eukaryota, Metazoa, Cnidaria, Anthozoa, Scleractinia, Pocilloporidae. Gene Ontology annotation, molecular function: protein binding.
AUGGCGGUGGUUGGAAAUGGUGACACUAGAUAUUAGUUUUGUUCGUCAUGGCGAGUGUAGAUCCAAAAAGCUCAUCGUUUCCAGGUGGUUUUGAUCUUCGUCAUCGUCUCAAGUUAACUCAAGAGGGUUUAGAGAAGGAUCUAUGGUAUGUAACGCAUCUUUCAAUAAGCCCAAAACAAGAUGUUUUUGCAGUUGGAGGACCACAAGGUUCUAUUAAGCUGUUAAACGUGGACACUCUUCUUUAUGUUGCAGAUUUUAAAGCUCAUUCUGCAAGGAUUACAGGUCUGGAAUACUGUCACACUAAUGAACAUUGGCUCUGGUCCACAUCUAUUGAUAAUGCACUUAGUUACUGGGAUUCAAGGAAAGCAUUUAGAGCACCAGUUUACAGAAUCCUGAGCCCAAACAACUGUUCUUUUACUGCUUGUGGUUUGAACUAUUCAGAUGAAAUUGUUGCAGCUGCUACAGAGCCUUAUGGUGAAGAUGUCUGUUUGUACCUCUGGGAUAUCAGAAAGCUAAAUGCAGAGAGGUUGCUGCAGACUCACAUGGAUAUGUACACAGACUCACAUAAUGGUGAAAUUACUCAGAUCCAGUUUAGUCCACUUCAGACUCAUCAAAUGGCAACUGGCUCCACUGAUGGUUUGAUCUGUUUAUUUGAUGUAUCUAAAGGAAAUGAAGAUGAUGCCUUGGACUCAGUACUAAACACAGGAUCCUCUGUGAGUCAAAUUGGUUAUUUUGGUCCAAAGUUAGCAGAGCUUUAUUGUCUGACCCAUAUUGAGACUGUUCAGCUGUGGGACACUGUGGAGGGUUCAAUGACCACACAUUUCACCAACCCCAGGGAAGAAAAUGGGACUGAAGACAAGUUUGAUUACUUCGUCAACUGCAUGUAUUGCCCAACAGAAAAUCAGUUGUACUUUGUGGGAGGCACAAACAGUGGCCGCCUUCAUGUGUUUCAUGUCAAAGAUUCUGAGCUGGAGCCGGUUUGCCCUCUAAUGGGAGGACACACUUCCAUCGUCAGAUGUCUUCAGUGGGAUUACAAAUCUGAGACCCUAUUGACUGGUGGGGAAGAUUCUAUAAUUUCCUGUUGGAGGUCUGUAAGGCCUCAGACGAGCGCAGCUGGCAAGGCUGAGUCAGGCAUGAGGGAAAAAUUAAAAGCACACGGAAACAAGCCUUACGAGAAACCGACCAGUGACGUGAAGGAGACGUAACCGCGCGUAGUCUGUUGGCAGCGCUCGACAGCGCUUCAGAAGCUGUUUAGGCAAAUACCGUCUGGGUGGACACAUCACUCCGAGGACGAAAUAAUUAGGGACAUUCGAAACUGCUGAGCACUUAAUACCACCAUUUCGAGUUUGUCUUUCGAGAUCCGUGCCAAUCUUCUCCAUGCCUAACCAUCGGGGUCAUUCCAUUUUAUUUAUUUUUACCUCUUUGCUCUUUAUCUACACUAGCAAAGGCUUAUAUUAAUAUUUUAGAUUAACUUCAUUACGAUAGCUUGAUGUCAGUAUAUUUUUGAAACGUCAAAGUUAGCUUGAUAGAAAUAGGAAGAACUCCAAAGAGAAUUCCAAUGAUAGUGAUAAACUCUGGUUAAUAACCUCUGAAUUAGUAAGAGUCAAUCAUACGAUAAUCAGUAUGGAUGAAAACGGAGAAGGUUGAAACAGAUUACCAAAGACGACUUUGAAGAAUUAAGGAUAACUUUAUUUAAGGUACCCCAGCCGUGAAAACAGCUCCCUUGAGGAUUUCAUUUAUUUGAGGGUACUUGUCUAAGACGCCAAUAUGGCUCGAAAUUUUUCCGGGAUCGUUUCUAGGUUUACCUCAGACGGAAACUUUUGCGCGGUUUUCUUUUUAAGCAUCAGACAGUUUAUUUUAAGACCCGAAAUAUAAGAAUUCAUGGUUGCAUGUUGGCUGCCGGAAAUGGAUAACGGCGUGCGUGGGAAGCCGGCGAGAAUUAUGUAACAGACUCGCGAAAGGGUGUGGAAAGAUAGAAUAAACGGUGACCACCCAGAACCAUGCUGACACUGCAGGGACAUACCAGGACUAAAACUGAGAGAGACAGUUUUGAUCAGCUUGCCCGCUGCGCCUCCCUUCGAAUUAAGUAAUUAUAUUUGAUAUUAUCAUUUCCACGUGCCGCUAUUUUUGCCACCCAUGCGUUACGUUAUCUGCGGUAGCUUCUAGUUAGCCCACUAUAUGUUGGCAUCAAUUACUCAUUCUCUAGAGCUCUUUAACGUCAGGGAGUGACUAGCGUCUAAUUUGUCAUACAUUAUUGCUGGUGAAUCAAACAUUUAAGUCACGAGAAUAAAGAAAUGAUCAACAUCUGAA